AAGAUCGCACUGCAUUUGUGGGCUUUUUGUGGAGAGAUUGUGUGUAGUUCAUUGUGGUAAAUCUUGCUAAAAAUAUUUUUGUUCAAUAACAAUUCCAUCGUUUUCAACAUCCCCUGUUUGCGAAUCAUACUGAAGACAGAUCAUGAUCAUGUUGCCCUAUUUUUUGUUUCGUCUUGACCGAAGGUUUUGGUCCCUUUCAUCGUUGAGGUGCAGUGCACUUCUUUGCUUUCUUUACGUUCCUGUACGCGUGGUCGAAAGUGCCAGGUUCGCUGUCCGCCCUGCUUCAUCUACGGGGCCGUUUGAUAAUGCCAUUACAGCAGAUGCGCCUUUGGAUACACCGAGAGGAGCACGGCAACAGCCACGACCUUCUUCGACGGGAACAAACGAAAACAACUCCUGUAGUCGCAGUAGUUGUAAACAAGGAGGACGUCAACUACAAUCGAAAAGGUCUGAUGAAAAAGUUGCAAAGGAAGUGAACAAAAACAUCGAUCAAGAGAUUAUUGUUUCCGACUUGGAGUGUGCGAUCUGCCUACAAAAGCUCUUUGAAUCGCCAGAAGAAGAAGCGGUAGAAGAAGAGGACGAACUAUGUGAUGCAUCCAUUGUCUCUUCCGGAGCACGGCAAGAAGAAGAUACCCCACUCACACGCCAAGAAGGCGAGCAAAGAGACGGGUCGUUAAGAACUACCUCGAGGCAAGCUCCUCCAACAGGUGGGGCCGCGAGUUCUUCCACAGAUCCUGGGACAAGGCAGUCGACUAGCACUAGUACAGUCGCUGACGAGGAUCUGGACUCUCUAGAGCCUCAGAUCCAGGAGAUUACAUCCUCAGACGCGGGGCAGACGAACCAUUGGGUGAGACAGCACAACACACCUUAUGGCGGCUAAUCCAUGUUUAGAGGCAUCUUGAGACGCUUUUUCGAAGGAUUAGGGUGGGGCGCCAGGAUUAGGGUUUAGGGUUGGAUUCGCGCGAGCUCUUUAGGGUUGGAUUGGCGCGAGCUCUAAGCAGACGCAGAAGCAUUGUUGACACCGCAGUCACUGCCAGCACGGUUAACAGGUUUAGCAUGGCCUGCAGGUCGUGGAAUUACGUCCACUAGGAGAAGCAGAAACGUAAGGAAUCCUGGAAACGUGAAUGGCGGCACUUCUAGGCGUGCGAGUCUGUUGCGGUCGAUGCGGUUGGAGCAUCUAGUCGCAGGUUUGCAAGGACGGCGACUAAAUCGAGCGCCUGUUUCGAGCGGACGGCCCGAGGACGACUCGUCGCCGGAAGCCGUCUCUAACGCGUCUGAGACGGCCGGAAGUUCGGAACGAGGAGGAACAAAUAACGGUGUUGAUAUAAGAGGAUCAAGAAGUGGCUCUCCUAAUCGUGCAGGUGAACAAAGGGGUGGACAUCAUAGAUGCACACGUUGGAGGAUGCCACGCCGUUCUUCUAUCGGAGUGCCUAUUAAGGCUUCAGGCAAUCCAUCCUCGGAAGCAUCUUGAGGCCUUCUGCUAAGGGGAAAGUAAGGGCAGGAUGACUUUCAAGGUGGAUUCCGGAAAGUUCUAAGCCUACUACAACAGCAACUGCUUCUACUCCGGACAGUGGUGCGACAGGUUCGACAUCAGGUUCGCUCGGUGAUAACGGUGGUCGGUUUUUUUCGUCUUCUUCGGGGAGUGGAUUUGGAAACGGAGAACGGGGUCUAACGGUUGACGGAGCCGCUUCACUGCGGGAUUCUCAGAGCCUUGAGAAUUCGAGUGAAGAACAAAGAACCUCCUCUGAUCAAGACGCGUACUCGCCUGGCAGUGAUGGUACCAGAACAACAACUGGUGGUCAAACUUCUACCACAACUUCCGCCGCCCUCGCGACUACAACUAUGUAUCAUAAUCCAGAACUACAGGAGGAACGAGGCCCAGAAGGAGGAGCCAUAGGGCCACCAAAAAACGAGGGAGUACAUGUACAGUCCACUACUUUGCGACGCACAGAGCAGCAUAGUUUUUCGGAUGUGCGGCAGAUGCUAGGACUCCAGAGUCAUCUAGUUGGCGCUUUGGAAAUUGGGGUUUUGGACCAUCAUGCGCCGAUGCGGCAGCCAAACGCCUGUGUCGGGCUUUCCGCUCGUCUAGGCUGGAGCCAGUCGUGCAACCUGAGUGAUUUCAUCGUUGCCGACACCUCUGGACGCUUCGUCGUGGUACUACCUACUUCUUCGGACGACGACCAAGUCGUUAUAGAUGCCACAAAAAGACCAGGACGGACGAAGGGGAAAAAACUUUUUAGGGAACACCAAUCUAGUCGCAGUCAAGCUAAUGAAGAACACCAGUCUCCAUCUAGUCAAGCUAGUGCAGCAACAGUUGUAGAACAAGAGCAAGACGUAGAACAAGGAAAUGGGCCUAGAAGGACAGGAUCAGGGUCCGAUACGAGAACAAGAGCAGGGCAGGGUCAGAUGCGAGAACCGUCCUCGGCAGAAAGUGAAGAUGAACAAAGCAGAGAUGAAGACGCAGGAUCAAGAAUGGGGAAAGGCAGGACAGUUAAGGCUCGUCUCUACUCACCUUAGCUUCGAUUGUAGUUAAAAGCUCCUGAAGUUCGGAGAACAACAGAUUGUGACCUUAUACUUGUUUUAGUAAGUAGUGGAUGUUUAAUCAAUAACACCCCUCUAAUCAAUAAAACCCCUCCAAUAAGAAGCGUGUAAAACCCCUCUAAUCAAUAAAACCCCGAUAAUCAAUAAAGCCCCCUCCAAUAAGAAGUGGUCUGAUAAUACUUGAUAUUCUUGAUAUGUUAGUCCCUGCAAUUCGAAACGUCUCUAAUACGAAAUGUCCAAGACUACGAAGAGGGCCUCUCUCAGUGGAGCAUUUGCGAGCGGUGCCAACGUGUCAGCACCUCUUUCACAAAGAGUGUCUGGAAGGCCAUCUGCGUCACACUUGCUACGAAGCGGUUAGGUCCAAUGCGCACAGAGUCGGCAGCGAGAAUUAUGUUGAGGUACUAGAUAUCUUUGCCUCCAAAGCCUGAAUUUGAUAUAAAUUUUACAUCGCUUACAUCGCUUCAAGACCUCCUCUAACCAUUGCGUUUCGUUUAUCGCUGUCCUGUGUGCCGUGAGAAAUGCGAUGUCGGCAUCCGCGUGGUCAACCCCGCAGAUCUUCCAUCGCACUUCCGCACUGAUCCUGCUGGUGGGUCGAGUAGUAUUAGUAGCAUCGGAUUGGGGAGUGACAGAUCAACUGUUAAGGCAAGGCUCUGGUGACUACUCGUCUGUUAAGGCUGUUCGCGGUCUCCAGGACAUAGAGGUCGCGGAGGGAAGUACUAUUCUGAAUGGAAAAACACCAGGAAGGUGUUCGUCCCUAACAUCUUCCCGCAGGGAGGUAUUUCCAGGAAAAUGGUCAUUCUUAGAGGUCGUGGAGGGAAGCACUUUUUUGAAUGGAAAAAGGUGGUCAUUCUUCGAGUCUGGUGUUGCCUAUUCGUGCCCUAGAAGCUUACAACUACUUCCUAUAUUAACAGGCUUCAGUGCCGUAGCACGAGUUUAUUACUACUUGUUUGUUUGUAUUGAUGCGCUUCGGGCAAGAACGCGUACGAUCACGCCGGAUUUCUUUGCGCUUCGUGUGUUUAUUCCUACUUGCUAUGAAGAUAGUUGUUACUGCCACCUUUCUUGAUGAUGAUGUGAGUCUACUCGGCAGGCUGACUGCCACCUUUCUUAAGCGGUCAGCUCUAAGUCACAACACCGAGCCACCGCGGCUCAGCGUGGUCAAGCACAGCAGCAGAGACCCGAGUCUGUGGCAAGUCGUGUCAACUUCGAAGAGGGAGUCCUUAUCGAUGACAGUGGUAACGACGACUUCGGACAAGUUAUCUAUGAGCAUUGCCCUUGCGGCCCUGAGAUAUCGGCACUCUGCGGAUAUUUUUUUGCGCCGUUACCGGGGUAUCGGAGGCCAAAUCUAUGAAAACGGUGGAUCUUAGCAAGGCCUGUCGGACAAGGAUGUGUGUGUCUAUGCGACGAUCUCUAUCUAGGUCUAUGUGAUCAGUGUUAAGUAGCGUAUCACUGGUAGGAUGUGGGACGUCUACGUUAUCACUGUUGAGUAGAUGAUCUCUAUCUAAGUCUAUGUGAUCACUGUUGAGUAGACGAUCUCUAUCUAGGUCUAUGUGAUCACUGUUAAGUAGAUGAUAUCUUGGUCUAUACAUUCAUCACUUUUGGAUGAUCUCAAUCUUUUCGGUGAAGAUCUAUGUGAAGAUCAGUGUUGAAAAACUUGGCCUUGAUCUUCUGUAUCUGAGAAACGUUCUCAUGGGUUGUGUAUCUUAAAAAAUUUCUCAUGAGUAGUUGUACUUUCUCCUGUCCUCCGUUAUGGCUCUGGUUGGUAUAAACUUGAAGAUAGGCACCCACGAGGCACUACGGUCUCUUCGUUGUAAGUUCUUAAAAACUUGGUUUGUGAAUGUGAUGUAGCUCAUAGCAUACUUACUCUGUGGGAGGGCUCAUUGUACGGGAUCCGCAACCCUAGCCAGCCACUUCACCCCAAACCCGAAGUCUAAAAUUCACUUUUCGAGUUGAAUCAUCCUCUUUCAUUCCGAAGAUCGUUGUCAUCGUCCGGCAGGAGUGGUCCAGGAGAGGAUGCGUCUGAUCUGGAGUACGUGACUGUGCCUUGCUGCUGUUGUUGUAUUUCUGCACCGCGAGAGUUAUGAUCUUCUUCCUCAAAAUGCUUUGGAGAUGCUGUUUGAUUUUUCAGGGUACUUAGUUAUGUUCAAUAUCAAUAUCUUCUUUUUUUGUCAAAUGAGUAGUGAUGUUCAAUAUCUUCUUUUUUUAUCAAGACAGAGUCAUGAAGUACUGGACCUAGACCAACCCAAUAGAAACAUCGACUUUGAGUUGGUCUAGUUAUAGUACUUCACGACUCUGUAGUGCGUUUAGAUUUGGGUGAAAGAAGAGUAUGAUCAGAUUUAGAAGAGUGUCUUAUGUAGAUUUAGAAGGCCUAGAAGAUGAUGGCUUCCUUCUUUCUUCCUAACUCCACUCGUCUAAUUCCAUACACUCACUUAUUUCGCUCUGCCAGUCCUGAAAUACGUCGACAGCGUGAAGAAGCAUGUGCUGCGAGGCUCCGAUGCCUCUCCGAGGCACGCGACUCAGCCUGCUACAAAUGUUUUACGCCAGUUUAUCCUGGCUAUUGUUGCUGGUUCGUCUGCAUUUGUCCCUUCAAUUAUGGCAAAAAUAAUUUCCUCUAGCGCAUUACGUGCAGAUGACAUCUAUAGACGCUCUCAAGGAAGUACAAUAUCUUCUGUAGACGCUUUCAAGUAAGUACAACAUUUUCAUCUGUAGACGCUUUCAAGUACAACAUCUGUAUACGUUUUCAAGUACACCAUCAGGAGACGUUUUCAAGCACAUCAACCACAUAGAUACAACUCUAAUGGCAGAUUUGGCCUUGUUUCGAUUGGGUUCCCGAUCCGUGCGGUCCACAUCCAGCUGACGUGAUUUUCCGUAACGAGCAUUCUCCCUGUAGCCGCAGUUUCGUUUAAGGCUACUUCCGCUGAAGCAUAAUCCUUGCCACCAUGAAGAUUCUUGGUUCCUUUUUCUACUUGAAAAAGAAACAUCUCGCCGGGCUCUUCUUCUACUUGUGAAAUCGAGCAAACGAGCCCCCAAGGAUAUGACUUUCAGGGAAGAUGCGAACGCGGUAGCUCUAAUUCAUUGGUUGGAUAGAAAAUGCUGCACAGUUCGCAUCCUCUGAUUGUGGCAAGGCCUUGUGCACACCCUAUGCAUUUAUGGAGGGUACUUAAGUACUUACACGUGAUAAUAUUAACUUGAUUCAAUGAAGAUCACGUAAAUUCAAGUUUAUGCAAUGGACACGAUGAUGUUUUUAAGUUCAAUUUUUAGCUCAAUGAAAACCAAAUAAGCUACUGUUGAAUCCGGAUUUUUCUGAGUCUCCCUGAAUCCAGUUCUGCUCUCUAGCUUUGCAACGUGUUCAUGUCAAUGCCAGCGUGGUCGCUUUACGGGGUUUCCGUACUGCAACUCGCGCAUCACGGAGUGCCCUUACUAUAUUUAUGGAUAGACUUUGAUUACUCUCAUAUGACGAUUAUAAGGUUGUGAUUAAGGACUCUCAUCUGAUUACUCACAAGGUUGAUUAAGAUUAAGUACAACUCCCAACAUCUAGUGUGAUGCAUUACUGCGAGUACAGAAUUCCCCUUCCUCUAUGGCGAACUUUCUCUUUACGGCGAUUGAUGUUCGAGAUGAAUCACCUACGUAUCUUCUCCUUUGAGGGCGCAGUGCAUCGCUUAGUCUAGGUUCCGUAUCUUCUCCUGCAGUGCAUCGCUUAGUCUAGGUUCUAGUCCGUUUGCUAGCGAUAGACUUCAUGGAAUGGAAUUCGCCGUUCUUUCUAACGAACUGGAUGCAACUGGGAACCGCCGGCUGGUUUGGCUGUACCUUUGCGCUCUGUUGUGCACAACAAUGCGACGACUAA
Molecule: messenger RNA, 6382 nt
Organism: Amoebophrya sp. A25
Lineage: Eukaryota; Dinophyceae; Syndiniales; Amoebophryaceae
Source: the annotation of a GenBank genome assembly